Drosophila hydei is the source of this 5148-nucleotide messenger RNA. RefSeq names its product probable multidrug resistance-associated protein lethal(2)03659 (gene rdog). Gene Ontology annotation, biological process: transmembrane transport. Gene Ontology annotation, molecular function: ATP binding; ABC-type transporter activity; ATP hydrolysis activity. The record is from RefSeq and is a predicted model, not a curated record. The transcript is spliced from 8 exons. The coding region runs from base 802 to 4950 and encodes 1382 amino acids. Lineage: Eukaryota; Metazoa; Arthropoda; Insecta; Diptera; Drosophilidae. Gene Ontology annotation, cellular component: membrane.
UUAAAUUAACCCAACAUUAAACUUCAUUUCUCUCAUAUAACGAGCAGGAAGGAACCUGUUUGGCCAUAUUUAUACGAACAGCAACUGCUGCCUGUAGCUCAACAUUUCUUGUGCGUUACAAAUAUAGUGAGAAACUAAUUAUACUCUAAACAUCGAAAACACAGCACGAAUCGGGCAGCUGAUUUACACGAAUACACUCACGCACUCACAUAUUAAUGCUCUUUUUUCUCUUUUUCUCUCUUGACUGAGGUUUAUUCAAAAGUUUUCUUCGUCUAUCACUCGCUUCAAUUCCACCAUUGCCAUUUCAAAAGUCGGACCGAGAAGGCGUGCAUCGGUCCAUUAAAAUUACGCAUUGUUUGUUUCACGUAAAUAUUGUGUAAAUUCUAAUUAAUUACAAAAGGCAACGAAUGCUAAAUCAAGUGUGAUAUUUGUGCGGUAAAGGCCUACCCGAUUGAUUAGCAUACGAAACAGUUGUGUUUGCAUUUGCUUUUGCUUUUGCUUUGUUUGUCGCUGGGUCAAUCACAGCAGCAAAACGGCUAAUUUUGUAUAAGACGUGUACACAAAAGAAUUGCUGUUGGCCUCGACCCUAGACAAUUUACAACGAUAGUGUUGUUGUUGCCGGCAUAAUUCUGAACGUACAUAUUCAUAUAUAUACAUCGCUGUUAAAUUACAUAUGUGCAGUUCGUCAAUAUUGCUGAGACAGUGAGUGUGCAUAAAAUAUUAAUAAAACAGCCGGAUACAAAGAAGAGCGAAGAGAGGAACGCUCUCUCGAUUUGCGUUUUACUGUAAGCCACCCAUAUUAUGAACCGCACCAGAAGGAAAGUUGUACGUCCAAAAAAUCCUUACACAAAUGCAAAUUUAUUUUCACGAUGGAGCUUCUGGUGGAUGCGAGAUUUGUUCAAAAGAGGUCUGCAGGGUCCACUCACAGACGAGGAGCUGUACCAGCAUAGAAAGACGCUAGACAGUGAUCGCGUGACGAGCAAGUUUACGGAAUUGUGGGAGGAUGAGAAGAAACGCAGCAAUCCGAGUGUCGUUCGCAUGAUAUUUCGUGCAUAUGGCUCCAUGUUCGUGCCUUUGGGUAUACUCUUUUCCGUGCUGGAAUCAUGUUGCAAAUGCCUGAUGCCUUUAUUUCUGGGUUGUCUGGUUGGUUAUUUUGCAACGGAUCAGACAACGAUAACCGAGUCAAUGGCUUACAACUAUGCGUUAGGAAUUGUGAUUUGCAUGUUGCUGCCUGUACUCUCAUUCCAUCCGUUCAUUUUUUACAUAUUCCAAGUGGGCACUAAGUUACGUUUAGCACUGUCUGGUCUCAUUUACCGCAAGUGCCUGGAGGUGUCCAAAAGCAACAGCAAUGAUGGUCUGCGCGCACGUGCCAUUAAUAUAUUGUCCAACGAUUUGGGACGCUUUGAUACAGCCCUAUGCUUUUUGCAUGAUACAUGGAAAGGUCCAAUGGAAUCGAUACUUAUUGGGUAUCUAAUGUACCGUGAGAUUGGCAUUUCGGCUGUCAUAGGCGUUUCCUUUAUGCUAAGUUUUAUACCGCUCCAAGCGUGGGCUGCCAAAAAGGCAUCCAAUUACCGCCAGAUGACUGCAGAACGCACAGAUCUACGUGUGAAACUAAUGAACGAGAUUAUACAAGGCAUCCAGGUGAUCAAGAUGUAUGCCUGGGAGAAGUCAUUUGCGCGUGUCAUUGCCCAGGUGCGUCUCAAGGAAGUGAACGCUAUUCGGGGUACUGCUUACAUUCAUGCUGCUCUCAGCUGCACUUCGAUGAUCUCACCACUAUCUGUGUUCUUCGCUCUAUGCUCAUAUGUAUAUCUGGGCGAUGCAUUAACUGCCAAAAAGGUUUACAUGGUAUCUUCCUACUUUAAUAUGCUCAACGACUCUAUGGUGCACUUUUGGCCUCUAUCUAUCACGUUCAUAGCGGAGGCGUUGGUCUCGGCUCGGCGGUGCAAGGAGUUUCUGCUAGAUGGCGACAGAGCUGAGGUCCCCAUCAAUUUGGAGCCGGAUGCCAAGGGGCCCAAGAACAAGCGUAAGAUAACUCAACAGGACAAACUGAAGAAUGUGGAGGUAAAUGGCACUCUGUUGAUAAACGGUCAGACGCAGCCGACACAGAAAGAGCACAAUCGGUUGCGCGACUACAGUCCCGAUGCGCCUCAGAAGUGCGUGAUCUUAAAGAACGUUACGGCUUCGUGGGACUCUAGUGACGGCCAUCCCAAUUGCGCCAUUGACAGCUUCAGUACCGACAUUCAGGAUCAGACGUUGACAGCUGUGAUCGGUCCGGUAGGCGCGGGCAAGUCCAGUCUCCUUAAUGUGCUACUCGGCGAAGUGGGCAUUGAUCAAGGCGAGGUAUCAGUUCAUGGCAAAAUCUCAUAUGCUGCACAAGAGCCCUGGGUCUUCGAGGGCACAAUACGAGAUAAUAUUGUCUUUGUGGAGGACUAUAAUGAGCGGCGCUACAAGAAGGUGAUCAAGGUGUGCGCAUUGGAACGUGAUCUGGAGCUAAUGCCCAGGGGCGAUUUAACCGUGGUGGGUGAGCGCGGGGUCAGUCUCAGCGGCGGCCAGAAGGCGCGUGUAAAUCUAGCUCGAGCUAUUUACCGCAAGGCAGAUAUCUACCUGCUGGACGACCCGCUAUCUGCCGUCGACACACACGUGGGCAAGCACAUCUUUGAUAGAUGCAUACGCGACUUUCUGUCCAACAAGAUACGGAUCUUGGUCACACAUCAGCUGCAAUAUUUGUUCGACGUGGAGCACCUGCUGUUGAUGUCCUCCGGCAAGGUUGUAGCGCAAGGCAGCUAUCAGGAACUUCAGCGUUCGCGCCAAUUUCAGUUUCUGGAGCAGACGCACGACGAGAGCGGCAUAGAUACGGACAGCGUUCAUAGUCACAUGUCGCGCAGCGAUUCAGAGAAGAGCAUGGAGCACCAUAAUCAGCAUAAUCCACUGUUACGACCCGAUGAAACUGUGGAGGAGAUCAACCAGGAACAGCAGUGCGUGGGCGCGGUAAAGUUCAGCGUGUACGCUUCUUACUUCAAGGCGCUUGAGAGCACAUUUUUUUUUGGUUUGAUUGUGGUGCUCUUCGUUUGCUCUAGGAUAAUGCUCACGGGUGUGGACUACUUCCUUUCACGCUGGGUAAUUUGGGAAGAACAGAUUGCUAUAAAUGGCAGUUUACUUUCUGUUCCAGCAGCCGUCAAUGUCACGUUGAAUGUGACCACAGAGGCACCCGUGAACGAUACAGUGAACAGUGCUUUACCGACAACAGUUUCAGAUGCUGAGAAUAACGUUCGCCAGGAACUUGUCCUCUUCUAUGCUGUUAUUUUGUCCGCCACGUUUAUUGUUUACCUCAUGCGCACCUUUGGCUACUUUAGGAUGUGUCUGCGCAUUUCUUUGCGUCUGCACGAUCGUCUUUUCCGUGGGAUCACACGCGCCACCAUGUACUUUUUUAAUACAAACUCUUCGGGCCGCAUUUUGAAUCGCUUCUCAAAGGAUAUACGCACAGUGGAUACAGAUCUGCCGCGCACGCUGCUGGAUUGCCUGGCUUUUGCUAUUGAUGUCUCCGGCGUGCUUAUCAUUGUGGCCAUUGCUAAUUAUUGGCUGCUAGUGCCCGCGGCAGUGAUUGUCGUCCUUCUAGCCUGCAUACGUUACCUUUAUGUGAACACUAGUCGCAGCGUUAAGCGGCUGGACGGCAUAUCUCGCAGUCCCAUCUACUCGCUAACAAACCAAACGUUUCAAGGCCUAACGACGAUACGUGCUCUGCAGGCACAGAGCGCUUUGGAGAGCGAGUUUCACGAGUAUCAGAAUGCCAAUACCUCCGCCUGGUUUCUCUUCCUCUCAUGUACACGUGCAUUUGCCCUGUGGUCGGACGUAUUGUGCAUUGGCUAUAUGGCAGCCGUCACAUUUAGUUUUUUGCUGCUGCGCAAUGAGUUUAACAGCGGUGAUGUCGGCCUGGCUAUACUACACAGCACCACCAUGACGGGCAUGUGCCAGUGGGGUAUGCGGCAAACAGCUGAACUAGAAAAUGAGAUGACCAGUGUGGAACGUGUGUUAGAAUAUACGGAACAGACACCGGAGCCUCCACUGGAGACGGACGAGAAAUUCAAGCCAAAAACCGAGUGGCCCAGCAAAGGACGCAUUGAGUUCAUCAACUUUAAGUUACGCUAUGCACCAAAAGAGGCGCCUGUGCUGCGGGAUCUGAACUUUACCAUUGAAUCACGCGAGAAGAUUGGCAUUGUGGGUCGCACCGGUGCUGGCAAAUCCUCUAUUAUACAGUCCAUAUUCCGAUUGGCCUGCAACGAGGGCAUGAUUCGCAUAGAUGAUGUCAAUAUUGAACAUAUAGGUUUGCACGAUUUGCGAAGUCGUAUAUCUAUAAUACCACAGGAUCCUGUGCUAUUUUCUGGAACGCUGCGCUAUAAUCUGGAUCCGUUGGAUGAACGAACGGAUGAGGAGAUGUGGAAGGCGCUGGGAGAUGUAGAACUUCGUUCCUAUGUAUCCACUCUCAUUGGUGGUCUUAAUUGUCGCAUGUACGAUGGUGGAUCCAAUUUUAGUGUCGGGCAGCGGCAGCUUGUAUGCCUGGCACGAGCCAUUCUACGUAAUAACCGUGUGCUGAUAUUGGAUGAGGCUACGGCCAAUGUGGACCCAGAAACCGACAAGCUGAUUCAGCAAACGAUACGAUCCAAGUUUGCCAACUGUACAGUGCUGACAAUUGCCCAUCGACUGCACACAGUUAUGGAUUCGGACCGUGUGCUGGUCAUGGAUGCGGGCGAGGUGCGGGAGCUGGGUCACGCCUAUGAGUUGCUGCAACGGCCUGAUGGCUAUUUACGCCAUUUAGUGAACAAUACGGGAACUUCGAUGUCCAAUGCGCUAAUGCAAGCGGCGGAGGAAAGCUACAGCAAGCGGCUAUUGGAUGGGAGAGUCCCAGCCGAAGAUCUGAAUAUCACGGCAGCGAUGCACGAACACACUGAUUAGCACAAUAAUAACUCACAAACACAAACACAAAUCUACUUAAGAUGUAUAGCAUUGAGAACUGAAAGUAUUAUGAACGUAUAUUGAAAUGUUGUACUUAACUUUAAUUUCUGUUUUGUACUUGUAAUUGUGUAAGCCCCAAUUCCGUAUAUAAGUAUGUACAUAAAUUCAUGUAUGUAAGCGUGAUUAUAUUGUUAACUU